This is a messenger RNA of Sclerotinia sclerotiorum 1980 UF-70, 303 nucleotides long. RefSeq lists its product with no specific name. Lineage: Eukaryota; Fungi; Ascomycota; Leotiomycetes; Helotiales; Sclerotiniaceae. The transcript has a single exon. The record is from RefSeq and is a predicted model, not a curated record. Bases 1 to 303 code for a protein of 100 amino acids.
AUGGCCCAUGGGACACGAGGAUGGAGUAUGCAGUUCGGGGCGCAAGAACCUGGAUUUCGGGGCCCCUUUUUUGAUGCAGGCGGUGCCGUUAUGCCGGCGGAUGGUACUGAACAAUGGACAUCAAUGAUGAUGGUCGAGGUUUGCUUUGAAGAUAGUGGAGUAGGCAAUUCUCGGAAAGAUAGCAGCACCGACAGACAUAGAAUAUCACGUGAUACAUCAAGAGCUCGAGUCAUGUUUUUCGUGAAAACUUUUUCUUUUUUUGCCUUGCUGGGCAUGCGAAUUCUCAAGGAUCUACUCGAGUAG